AGAUCAUAAUCUUCCAAUUUCUUCAUCACUCUAACCCUAUUUGAAGUGCCUUUUCUUCAGUUGUUUUUGUGAAGCUUUGAACCAAAUUAACUUCUCAUCUCAUCAUUAGGGAUUUGUUGUUUUCCAUCUGUAAGAGGCACGUACCAUAAUAUGGCACCACAUGGGGAGGCUAUUGCUAGCGCUUACACCAGGAAAAAUUCCUUCCCCGAGCCACCAAGGCUCUCAAAAGACAAUCUUCAUCGAACAAAAUCCGAUAUUUCUUUUGAACUAACCAAAGAAGUAAUUGAUAUCAAUCUCCCACCAAUAUCCGAGGUUGAAGAUGCAAGAUGUGAGUGUUGCGGCAUGAGUGAAGAGUGCACCCCUGAGUAUAUUGAUCGCGUUCGGAACAAGUUUCUAGGGAAGUGGAUAUGCGGGUUGUGUACAGAAGCAGUGAAAGAAGAGAUGGAGAAAAAUGGAGGCCACAAGGAGGAGGCUUUGAAUGCACACAUGAGUGCUUGUACGACGUUCAACAAGUUUGCCCGGGCGUAUCCAGUUUUGUCUCAAGCUGAGGCCAUGAGGGAGAUGUUGAAGAAAAGCACAUUAAGGGCCAAAUCCUUUGGUCCUAAAGGUGCUCAAAAGAUGGUCGGGAUUGCAAGGAGUUCAAGCUGCAUUGCAGCGAUUACAAGGGGCAUGGAUGAUCUCAAGUUGAAAAAAUGAUCAUUGCCAAGCUUGCUCACCUUCAAUGGGGUCAUGGGCCUAGCUAUAUCUAUCAACCUUCGUCCCCAUCUCUUCUAAACAAGCCCUUAAAACUCUUAGGAUUUUCUUUUUGUCUUCCUCUCUAUGCCUUAAUUUCCAAACCCCACUAGUAUUUUGAUCUGGAAUGACAGUAUUUCCAGUGCCCACAUCAGGUUUCAGACGUUGUAGGACAUAUUUUUAUCAGAUUAUGCUCGGUGGACCAGCCCUUUUUGCUACCUUACAAGGUUUUCUUGGGUUGAUCCAAACCUGUUUCAUGCUUCUCAACCAAGGGCUAUUUUUAAUUCCCCUUCGUUGAUUUUGCUCCCCAUCUUUAAUAAAUAUAUAUACCCUCUAUGGGUUUUCUAGGC
This is a messenger RNA of Populus nigra (black poplar), 1082 nucleotides long. RefSeq lists its product as uncharacterized. The record is from RefSeq and is a predicted model, not a curated record. NCBI's taxonomy places the organism in Eukaryota, Viridiplantae, Streptophyta, Magnoliopsida, Malpighiales, Salicaceae. The transcript has a single exon. The coding region runs from base 151 to 696 and encodes 181 amino acids.